Molecule: messenger RNA, 354 nt
Organism: Opisthorchis viverrini
Lineage: Eukaryota; Metazoa; Platyhelminthes; Trematoda; Opisthorchiida; Opisthorchiidae
Exons: 2
Coding region: 1-354 (117 amino acids)
Source: RefSeq, a predicted model, not a curated record
AUGGCUGCCAUAUCACGCGAUCAUCGGAAAGAAAGAUUCUGUAUUCUAGACCUCGAUGACUCGAACGGCUACGAAUUCAAUUCGGAAAAUAGAAAAAAUUUUGACAUGUGGAGAGACAAUACAGGGAAGAUUGGAUUUGAGGCAUCUUACUCCCACACUGGUUUGAUCAAUCUGCAUGUCAGUUCUAUUUGCCAAGGACUGGCAGCUGGACUAGAAUACUCAAAUGGAGGAAAACAUCAGUUUACCGAACUAAGGGGCAGCAAACCCCUGGGGACAAAGCAGUCAGCUUUUUGGAAUAUAACUUUUGAGCCGCUUGAAACCGACAACUUGAAAUAUUUUCCUUUCACUCACUAG